UUCAGGGGCCCAUGGAACACAAGCAUUGAAGCAAGAGGCCAGAGCUUCGGAUUGCUGAGGAGGGGCGCAGGAAGCUGGUUGUGAAGCUGGUCAGUUUGAUGCGAGAGAUCCUCAUCAGUUUCAAGCAAUCAGGAUUCAUUCUCUCCUGAAGAGCAAGCUGGCCGUUUGAUCGAAGCUGUACAGGAUUGCUUGACCUGCUGAGACUUUGGAGAGGAAGCGAAGCAUCACUGCAUUUGAAGCUCAACGCCUUCAUCUAUCACUUUCGAUAAGCCCCUUGUUAGAGGGGGUUUGAGGAAUCUGAUCUGCAGUACAGCUUGAUAGAAGGAAACCACCAACUGAAGGUGAAAAGCCUUUUUGGGAAGCUGGGGACAUGGCCAUGUCACAAGAAGGGAAGUUGGUGGCUAUGAUUGCUGAUGAGGAUACUAUCACUGGCUUCCUGCUCGCGGGCGUGGGGAAUGUAGAUCUGCGCAGAAAAACAAACUAUCUCGUCGUGGAUUCAAAAACGACGACAAAGCAGAUCGAGGAUACGUUCAAAGACUUCACGUCAAGGGACGACAUUGCGGUGGUUCUUAUUAGUCAAUAUAUCGCAAACAUGAUCCGUUAUGUGGUGGACAACUACCGAAACACCAUCCCGGCUAUCCUGGAGAUUCCAAGCAAAGACCACCCGUACGACCCAAACCAGGACUCCAUUCUAUCACGAGUCAAGCACAUGUUCUCUAGCGAUCCCGCGUCCGCAUCAAGAGGAUAAUGAAAAAGCGCCUCUGAACUCACAUUCUCUUGUACAUUUACCUUUCUUCCUCUUUAUGUUCCUGGAGUUUGAGGCUUUUAUCGCUUCAUUUCUCAGUAUCAUGCAGGGGAUAUCUUCAGAUCGGAUCACUGAGUCGGGCCUUGGAGCAGUGCAAAAAAACGGCCAGGUAACUCUAGCAUGCCUUCCUCAGACAACCUCAAUCUGGGUUGCCUGACUCAUUCUAGAGCUCAGGUCCUCCAGACGCAGGACGGUCCCGCGCAGCACUCUGUCCAGCUACAUCAUUGUGCCAUGGAGCACUGUUGGAUCAGUGCACUUCACAGAUCAAGAAAGAAGUGAGCAACCAUCAGAUGCCAGCGCGCUUGCAUGUUAGUACUCUCGAGUUUCUUAUCGGCCUCAGCCCAG
This is a messenger RNA of Klebsormidium nitens, 1150 nucleotides long. The record is from the annotation of a GenBank genome assembly. Lineage: Eukaryota; Viridiplantae; Streptophyta; Klebsormidiophyceae; Klebsormidiales; Klebsormidiaceae.